Trifolium pratense (red clover) is the source of this 1829-nucleotide messenger RNA. RefSeq names its product sulfite exporter TauE/SafE family protein 3-like. Gene Ontology annotation, cellular component: membrane; Cul4A-RING E3 ubiquitin ligase complex. Gene Ontology annotation, biological process: protein ubiquitination. The record is from RefSeq and is a predicted model, not a curated record. The transcript is spliced from 12 exons. NCBI's taxonomy places the organism in Eukaryota, Viridiplantae, Streptophyta, Magnoliopsida, Fabales, Fabaceae. The coding region runs from base 221 to 1630 and encodes 469 amino acids.
UAUCUCAAAGAGAAUAUUUUGAAACCGAUGCUAGAAAUGAGAAAUAGAGAAAAUGUGUCUUUAGUUAUAUAAGGAAUGCACUAGUUUCCUAGUCCUUACUUUCCAUUCUCAAACAUACACAUAAAAUAACCAGCAUUUAAAAAUAUUGAGUUAGAAAAGAAAUACCAAAACAUUUAUAUCAUAAGUUUCUUAUCUAUAUCUUGCUUCAAACUGUUCAUACAUGGCUUUAGUAGCUACAAAUAAGACAACAUCACGAGCAGCAACAAUGAUUAUAUGGCUAAUCUCGUGGAGUCUUAUUACGAUCUAUCAUGUCAGUUUAGCAGAAAGUGUUUUGGAAGAAAAAAAAUCAGAAAAUGUUGUUAUUAAAGAAAGACAUUUCUUCUGCUAUAGUGGGAAGUCUUCCUAUGAACGUGUUUGGCCUGAAAUGAAUUUUGGUUGGAGAAUUGUAGUAGGGUCUAUUGUUGGAUUUUUUGGAGCUGCAUUGGGAAGUGUAGGAGGGGUAGGAGGUGGAGGAAUUUUUGUCCCUAUGCUUACUUUGAUCAUUGGUUUUGAUCCGAAGUCUUCUACAGCCCUCUCUAAGUGUAUGAUUACAGGAGCAGCAGGGUCAACAGUGUAUUACAAUCUAAGGCUUAGACACCCAACACUAGACAUGCCACUUAUAGAUUAUGAUCUUGCUUUGCUCUUCCAACCUAUGCUAAUGCUAGGAAUAAGCAUUGGUGUUGCAUUUAAUGUCAUGUUUGCUGAUUGGAUGGUCACCAUUUUGCUUAUCAUUCUAUUCAUUGGUACAUCCACUAAAGCUUUAGUCAAAGGCAUUGACACAUGGAAAAAAGAAACAAUUAUGAAGAAGGAAGCAGCUCAAAUGUUGGAAUCAGGUUCUACUCCUGAUUAUGCUUCUGAAGAAGACUACAAGUCACUACCAGCUGAUCUACAAGAUGAAGAGGUUCCUUUACUAGACAACAUUUACUGGAAAGAAUUAUCAGUUCUUCUGUAUGUUUGGGUGGCUUUUCUCAUUGUUCAAAUUAUUAAGACAUACAGCAAAACUUGUUCCAUAGAGUAUUGGAUUCUUAAUUCCUUGCAGGUGCCUAUUGCAAUUUCUGUUACACUUUUUGAAGCCAUAUGCUUAUGCAAAGGAACUAGAGUAAUUUCAUCAAGGGGAAAGGAAAUUAAUUGGAAGUUUCAUAAGAUUUGUCUUUACUGUUUCUGUGGAAUAAUAGCUGGUAUGGUUAGUGGUUUGCUUGGCCUAGGAGGUGGCUUCAUUUUGGGACCACUAUUUUUGGAAUUAGGAAUUCCUCCUCAGGUAGCUAGUGCUACAUCAACAUUUGCUAUGGUUUUCUCUUCCUCCAUGUCAGUGGUACAAUAUUACCUUCUAGAUCGCUUCCCAGUACCCUAUGCUUCGUACUUAGUUUUGGUUGCAACCAUAGCUGCAUUAACUGGUCAACAUGUGGUGAGAAAGAUAAUUGCCAUCUUUGGUAGAGCAUCUAUCAUUGUCUUCAUAUUAGCCUUCACCAUUUUUGUGAGCGCAAUCAGUUUAGGUGGGGUGGGAAUAGUGAACAUGGUUGAGAAGAUGGAAAAUGAAGAUUAUAUGGGGUUUGACAAUAUCUGCCACCAUGGGAAAAAAUAUGGGGUUUGACAAAAAUGGUCACCUAUUUGUCAUUUUAGCCAAAAUGACUGUAUUAUAUUCUUUGCCAUCUAAUUUAUCUAAAUAUUGUUAUUAUGUGUUCUUAUUUGGUUUCUAAAGAAUUUUCAUUUUCUAUAUCUUGUUUGUACAAUGAAAAUUAUGGUUUAACAGGUAAGAUUUAAUGUUGAUGCAGAAUGAAAACCUUUUUACA